GCACUUCUUCCUGCUCCUGGAGAGCGACCGUUAAAAUGGCUCUGAAUAUGAUGCGAAUUGCAGCACUGAAUGCAAGCUCCACAAUUGAGGAUGACUAUGAAGAUAACUUCAAAAGUCAUAAGACACAGACAAAAGAAGCUCAAGAAGCAGAAGCUUUUGCUCUGUACCAUAAAGCUUUGGACCUCCAGAAACACGACCGUUUUGAAGAAUCAGCUAAAGCUUAUCAUGAACUUCUAGAGAUUCGUCUUCUGCGAGAGGCAGUUCUUCCUGGUGAUGAGAAAGAAGGGCUGAAGCAUCCAGGCUUGAUGUUAAAAUAUUCCACUUACAAAAACCUAGCACAGCUGGCAGCCCAACGGGAUGACUUGGAGACAGCCAUGGAGUUUUAUUUGGAGGCUGUAAUGCUGGACUCUACUGAUGUCAACCUGUGGUAUAAAAUUGGCCGCGUAGCAAUAAAACUAGUCCGCCUGCCUUUGGCUCGUCAUGCCUUUGAAGAAGGUCUCCGAUGUAACCCUGACCACUGGCCUUGUCUAGAUAACCUUAUCACGGUCUUGUACACCCUUAGUGACUAUACGACAUGCCUGUACUUUAUCUGCAAAGCUCUGGAAAAGGAUUGUCUGUACAGCAAAGGGCUGGUUCUGAAGGAGAGGAUCUUUGAGGAGCAGCCAUGCCUCCGGAAAGAUUCCCUGAGGAUGUUUCUCAAAUGUGACAUGUCUAUUCAUAAUGUAAAUGUGAAUGCAGCUGAAACGGGAAGGAUCAUGGAUGAAGCGCUGGAGCUACGUAAGAAGAGACAGGCUUUGCUCGUGCGAGAGAGAGAACCAGACCUCAAGCUUGUCCAGCCAAUUCCCUUCUUGACAUGGAAGUGUUUAGGAGAAACUUUACUUGCCAUGUACCACCACCUCACAACUUGUGACCCUCCUCGACCUAGUCUUGGAAAGAGAAUUGACCUCUCAGAAUAUCGAGACCCAGUUCAACAACUGAUUCUUUCUCCUACCUCUGCUCCUGUCAGUGUUAUUCAGCCAACCCCUGUCAACACUAAUCCAGUGGUGACAAUGCCAGAUCCUGUAUUAAAUUAUACUCCAGUGACCCCCAAUUUUCCAAGUCAGAAUCAGAAUUUAUUGGAAUCAGGAGCUACUGUUGGUGAACAAGGUGAUACAUCGGCUGCUGAUAAGUCUAAGAAAGGGGUGAAGCGAAAGAGAAUUAUGGAAGAAAGCGGUGAAACAGCAAAAAGGAGAUCUGCGAGAGUCCGUAAUACCAAAUGUAAAAAAGAGGAGAAGGUUGAUUUUCAAGAACUGUUGGUCAAAUUCCUUCCUUCCAGAUUGAGGAAACUAGAUCCAGAGGAGGAGGAGGAUCCUUUCAAUAACUAUGAGGUGCAGUCAGAGAUUAAAGAAGAGAAUUUCCAGCAUGUUGGACCACAUAGAUUGUCAUUUGAUUCAACAACAUUUAUGGAAUCUGAGAAACAAGACGUUCACGAAUUCCUGCUGGAUAACCUGAACAAUGGUGGGAUUUUGGAGCUGAUGAUGAGAUACCUAAAAGUAAUUAGCCAAAAGUUCCUGGUAAAGUGGCCUCCUGGCUUAUCUGAGGUGGUUCGUAGUAUCUAUAACAGCUGGAGAAAGCACAGUAAUAGUCUUCCCAAUCCUUUACUGAGAGACUCAAGUAAUCAACAUAUAAAGGAUAUGAUGCUGAUGAGCCUUUCUUGCAUGGAAUUGCAACUAGAUCAGUGGCUACUGACCAAAGGCAAGAGCUCUACAGUUUCUCCACGAAAUUGCCCUGCUGCCUCUAUGAAUGGAAAAUUUGGUCCUGACUUCCCAGGAACUCAUUUCUUGGGAGACCUGUUGCAAUUGUCAUUUGCAUCCUCGCAGCGAGAUCUGUUUGAGGAAGGAUGGAUGGAAUUUGUGACUCGAGUAUAUUGGCUCAAAGCUCGCUUCCUAGCACUGCAGGGUGACAUGGAACAGGCACUUGAAAAUUAUGAUAUUUGUACUGAAAUGCUGCAGAAUGCCACUGCAAUGCAAGCCAAAGCUGGUGAUGCGGGCAGCAUCGUAAUCCGGUUACCUAAUCUGCAUGUUGAUUCUCUUGUCUCUUUAGAAGAGAUUGAUAAGAACCUGAAGUCUCUGGAGAGGUGCCAGUCUCUGGAAGAAAUCCAGCGACUGUAUGAGUCAGGAGAUUAUAACGCAGUGGUGCAUCUGCUUCGUCCAACAUUGUGCUUUAAUGGCUAUGGCAGAGCUAAACAUCUGGAAUUUGUAACAUCCAUACCAGAGAGACCAGCACAGCUGCUGCUCCUGCAGGAAUCCCUGCUCAAACUGAAGGAUUACAAACAGUGCUUUGAAUGCUCCGAAGUGGCUUUGAAUGAAGCAAUUCAGCAGAUGAUUAACAUGACAGCAGCCUCUGCUAAAGAAGAGUGGGUUGCUACAGUAACACAGCUGCUCACAGGGAUAGAUAGUGCCUUGUCCUCAGAAAGCAGCAUCCUGGACGAGUCUUCCUUAACACCAAGCCUUGUUCGCCUGACAAACAACCUCAUUCAGAUCAUAGACUGCAGUAUGGCAGUCCAGGAAGAACCCAAAGAACCAUACGUCUCCUCAGUGCUUCCAUGGAUUAUCCUGCACAGGAUCAUCCAGCACGAGGAAGAUGCAUUUCGAUCUCUUUGCUGCCAGCAGCAGAACCAAGAAGAAGAAGUGAGUCCUGACACCCCUAUGCUACCUUCUUCUCUCAUGCUGCUGAACACCGCUCAUGAGUAUUUGGGAAGAAGAUCCUGGUGUUGCAACUCAGAUGGAGCUCUUCUCAAGUUUUAUGUUCAGGUAUUAGAAAAAGAACUUGCAGCAUCUACUUCUGAAGACACCCAUCCAUACAAAGAGGAGCUGGAAACAGCCUUGGAACAGUGUUUUUAUUGCUUAUAUGGUUUCCCUAGCAAAAAAAGCAAAGCAAGGUACCUGGAGGAACAUUCAGUACAGCAGGUGGAUUUAACAUGGGAGGAUGCCUUGUUUAUGUUUGAAUAUUUUAAGCCUAAGACGCUUCCAGAGUUCGAUAGUUACAAAACCAGCACGGUGUCUGCUGAUCUGGCCAACCUUUUGAAGAAGACUGCGACGAUUGUUCCCCGAACAGAUAAACCUAUGCUGAGCUUAGAUACUGUCUCUGCCUAUAUUGAAGGAACGUGUAGCAAGGCCCCAUCUCUCCCGGAUGGCGCAGACUAUUCUCCACCAGUAGUGACUGAGUUGUACUAUCUUCUGGCAGACUAUCAUUUCAAGAAUAAAGAACAAUCUAAGGCCAUUAAGUUUUACAUGCACGACAUUUGUAUUUGUCCAAACAGGUUUGAUUCAUGGGCUGGCAUGGCUCUGGCUCGAGCAAGUCGUAUUCAAGACAAAUUGAACUCUAACGAACUGAAAAGUGAUGGCCCCAUCUGGAAGCACUCUACUCCUGUCCUGAACUGCUUCAAGCGAGCCUUGGAGAUUGACAGCUCUAAUCUCUCUCUGUGGAUUGAAUACGGCACCAUUUCCUAUGCCCUGCACUCAUUUGCAUCCCGACAGCUGAAGCAGUGGAAAUCGGAACUUCCCCCUGAAGUUGUGCAGCAGAUGGAAGAGCGUCGAGACAGCAUGUUGGAGACAGCCAAACUGUGUUUCACAUCAGCAUCUCGCUGCGAGGGAGAUGGCGAUGAAGAGGAGUGGCUGAUUCACUACAUGCUGGGAAAGAUUGCAGAGAAGCAAAAGCAGCCUCCUGUUGUCUAUCUACUUCAUUACAAACAGGCUGGCCACUACCUGCAUGAGGAAGCUGCACGAUAUCCAAAGAAGAUCCACUACCAUAAUCCACCAGAACUUGCCAUGGAGGCGCUGGAGGUAUUCUUUCGACUUCAUGCUUCUAUUUUGAAACUUGUUGGGAAACCAGACUCUGGAGUAGAUGCAGAGAUACUGGUUGGUUUCAUGAAAGAGGCUUCUGAGGGACCUUUUGCCAGGGGCGAGGAGAAGAACACCCCAAAAGUUGCAGAAAAAGAAAAGACUUGCAUGAUUGAUGAAGACUCUCGUUCUUCGGCUGGAACGGUGCCGGGGCCUGGAACUUCCCUCCCCUCCUCCUCCGGUCCAGGUCUGACAUCCCCACCUUACACAGCCACUCCAGUUGACCACGAUUACGUCAAAUGUAAAAAACCCCGUCAGCAGGCAACGCCGGACGAGAGGAGUCAGGACAGCACUGCAGCAGUGCUCUCCGACUCCAGCUCCACACAGGAUAUGUUUAAUGAGCCUGCCAGUUCUCAAGACAGCCUGAGGAAGUCUUACCCAGAGAAGAGGAUUUCUGCUCCCUGUGCUGAUGCACUGAUACCCCACAAAGACACCCCGGGAUCUACAGAGGAAAAGAUUACAGGCAAGUCAGAAGAGCUGCUGGAGACCUCGGAAUCCUACCAUGCUGCCGAGCCCAGCGGCCAAAAAGUGCUGCUGGAUGCUCAGCCUGCUUCCAGCAAUCCCAUCAAAGCUGUGAUCCCGCCCUCCCAGGGGGACUGCAAGAAGAAACCUGACCCUUGUGGAGAUGCAUCCGACUUUCCCCAGUGCCUCCCCGCGGACCUGGAGGAGCAGCGGAAGCUCCUCACGGAGCAGUGCAUCGCCUCCUUCUGCCUCUGCCUCAGCCGCUUCCCCCAGCACUACAAGAGCCUCUACAGACUGGCUUAUCUCUACACGUACAGCAAAACCCACAAGAACCUGCAGUGGGCCCGCGACGUGCUGCUGGGCAGCGGCAGCCCCUGGCAGCAGCUGAAGCACAUGCCGGCGCAGGGCCUCUUCUGCGAGAGGAACAAGACCAAUUUCUUCAAUGGCAUCUGGCGCAUCCCCGUGGAUGAGAUCGAUCGCCCGGGCAGCUUCGCCUCUCAUAUGAACCGCUCCAUCCUGCUCUUGCUGAACGUCCUGUCGCAGCUGAAGGAUUAUAACACCCUGCUGAAGGUCUCGUCCAUGCUCCAGAGGACCCCCGACCAGGGAAAGAAGUACCUGCGUGAUGCAGAUCGCCAGGUUCUGGCCCAGAGAGCCUUUGUGCUCACAGUGAAGGUGUUGGAGGACACGCUCAACGACCUGACGCAGGUUUCAGAAGAUCAGGUUUCUAAGUCUUCUAACUUUGCUGCAGGAAGGAUGACAACAGACGUCUCUAAUAAAACUAGUGCUGAAGAGGGGAAAGAAGUCCUUCCCAAAAAGCCAGUUUUGUCAGAUGGAGUUGUACACAGUACUGAAAAUGGAGUGAAAGAAGGGACCCAAGGACAAAUCCCCAAUGCUAUGGACAUAUUAGAACAAGAGACGAAGAAUGACAAAGAAAUUAAAGAGCUCCCUAGACCUGGUUCAGUGGAACCUAUGGAUCUUGAUGGAUAUUCCAAUGACCCAGAAAAAGUUGAUUCUUCCUGUAAGCGCAGUGAGCCAGAGCGUCCUCAGCCUGGCAGGAUCUCCAAGGAGAGAGCCCCAGAGAGCCGGACUGCAGAACUCUCCUUGGAGGAGCUAAGUAUCAGCUCAAAGCAGCAGCAGGCAGUUAAAGGACUAGUUCAGGCAGUACCUGCAGAGGAGCCUGUGCAGAGAUCAAGCAGGAAGAGGAAAUUGCUUGAGGAUGUAGAGUCUGGGAAAACACUUUUGCUUGAUGCUUACCGAGUAUGGCAGCAAGGUCAGAAAGUGAUGGCCUAUGACCUAGGUAAAAUUGAGAAGAUCAUGUCUGAAACGUACAUGCUGAUUAAGCAGGUGGAUGAAGAAGUAGCACUCGAGCAGGCAGUCAAGUUUUGCCAGGUGCAUAUGGGAGCCUCAGCGCAGAAGCAGUCCACAGGAGAAACCCCCACAACCCCAAAGCAUACAAAGGAAAACAGAGAGAACUUCUUUCCAGUAACACCAGCCACGCUGCAUAUUACCCCGGUGAACCCGGACACUGUGACUCCUGAAAAUCUCCUGAGACUGAAUGACCUGCAUUCCAAACCCAAACCAGCCUCUUCCUCCUCCUCCUCCUCUUCAGCAUCUUCUUCAGUGCCUCCAUCCCAAGAGUCACACAGGGACACGGAGCAGCUCCGGAGUCAAAAUGCAGAGCCUGCUCCCAGCAUGUGUGAUGUGGCACGGGAGGAAGAAGAGCUUGAAGUGCCUUUGGAGGGCCUUGGAUUUCAGCAGCAAGAGUCACGGCUCUGUCAGCAGAUGAAAAUGGCUACAGUUGCCCCCUCACCAGAACCCGUGUGCUGGCAGGUGGAAUCAGUGACCAGCACGAGCUCAGGACAUGUUUCUACUCAAGCCUCCAGUUCCAAGCCUGAACUCAGCUCCAGCUCCCAGACCUUGGGAAGUCAGCAGAGCAAGACAGAUGGCACCCGUGUAAAAACUCGCGUUCUGCCCAACAUGCCAAAGCUUUUCAUACCUUCAUCUAUCACCAAAUUUCCACCUGAGAUCACUGUCACUCCACCCACUCCCACCCUCCUUUCUCCAAAGGGCAGCAUUUCAGAAGAGACCAAGCAAAAAUUAAAGUCUGCUAUUUUGUCUGCUCAGUCUGCAGCGAAUGUAAAGAAGGAGAGCCUUUGUCAGCCAGCUUUGGAAAUCUUAGAGACUUCAAGCCAGGAGUCCUCACUGGAAAGUGAUACUGAUGAAGAUGAUGACUACAUGGACAUAUGAAUGAAUUCUGGCCAUCACCAACCACAUAACCAUUCUUCUUGUUGCCGGCAUCUCUGACAGACAUCUUCGUUGGCAUCACUCCCCAUUUAAUCUACAUCGUUGUGUUCCUCACGUCCAUUCCCCUGUGUUAUCACCACUGCUGCUUGUAUUGCCUUCACAGUCGUCGCCAUCCUCCCCAUCAUGGUGCUUGACAGAAGGAAUGAUUGUUUACCAGGCAGUUAAUUCCCUUGGACUCUGUUGUCACCCUUAACUUCAGCAAACACGAGAAUGUUUUGAGCUGCAACUCGCAUCUCUACUGUUCCUGCUUCAAAACAGAGCCUUGGGAGCAAGUCCAGUGGCUCUUUUCUAUAGCAUUUUCCUACCUUUUAGUUGUCUUUCAUUUUUCUCCACUGCUAACUUCUCCUCCCACAGCCUAGUCUCUGUCUAGCCAUGCCAUGAUUAGACCAGCAGCUUCAUUUAGGGGGAAUGGAGCAGGAGAAGUUUGCUGAAGUGGCAGAACUUUCAGUUGCAUCAGGGAAGUCCAUGGCUUUAGUUCAGGGCAAGAAGGACGAGCUGAAAGGCUGUCAGCUCCAGGGCCCAGCUGGACACAGGCAGAAAGGUUGGUCUCCCAUUCGUGCUCAUUUUCCUCCUGUGUAUGAGGGCCAGCAAAAAUCAUCUACCUGAAUAUUGGCUUAAAGAACUGAACUUUCCAGAAUUGUCUUACAGUCCUUUCUCUUCUAAUGCCUUGGACAAGCAUUUUGAUUGGGGGGCUAGA
This is a messenger RNA of Nothoprocta perdicaria, 7344 nucleotides long. It is a transcript of the gene CABIN1, whose product is annotated as calcineurin binding protein 1. Gene Ontology annotation, cellular component: nucleus. Lineage: Eukaryota; Metazoa; Chordata; Aves; Tinamiformes; Tinamidae. The transcript has 36 exons. Gene Ontology annotation, biological process: chromatin organization. Gene Ontology annotation, molecular function: protein binding; nucleosome binding. The record is from RefSeq and is a predicted model, not a curated record. Bases 36 to 6590 code for a protein of 2184 amino acids.